AUGGCUAAACCAGGGUAUAAGCCAGGAUUGAGCAAGUAUGAGUCUCAAAUGACUGGAACAAAUUGUGUCUUAGAAAUAAAAGACGAGUAUAUUCUGCUGGCCGAACACACAGAAGACUGUCGCGAUGUACAUCACAGGCAGUCGUGCCAAUGCCACGUCACGACGAUCUGCAACAUGCGAGAUCGAGCCAUGCGAGAGGCUGUAAAGUCAAUCAAGAAGCAACACUUGGUCGAGGUGCGAUCGAUGGGCAAUCCACCUGCCAUGGUGAAGCUCGCCCUGGAGUCUGUGUGCCUCCUACUGGGCGAAAAUGCGACGGAUUGGAAACAAAUUCGCACGGUCAUCAUCCGCGACAACUUCAUCACAACAAUCGUCAACUUUGACACGAACGACUUGACGGAUGACAUUCGUUUGAAGAUGAAGCAGAAAUAUCUAGACAACCCUGACUUCAACUUUGUGAAUGUGAACCGUGCAAGUUUGGCCUGUGGUCCCCUGGUGAAGUGGGCCAUUGCACAGGUGAACUAUGCAGAGAUGCUGAAUCGGGUUGACCCACUCCGACAAGAGUUGAAAAAUCUGGAGAGAACAGCGAAUACGAACAAGCUGAAGGGAGAAGAGGUCAACAAGCUGAUCAGUCAACUAGAAAAGAGCAUUGCUGCUUACAAGGAAGAGUAUGCCAUGCUCAUCAGCCAAGCUCAGGCUAUCAAGACUGACCUCGCCAAUGUGCAGGGGAAG
Molecule: messenger RNA, 729 nt
Organism: Priapulus caudatus
Lineage: Eukaryota; Metazoa; Priapulida; Priapulimorpha; Priapulimorphida; Priapulidae
Product: dynein heavy chain, cytoplasmic-like
Exons: 5
Biological process (GO): microtubule-based movement
Cellular component (GO): dynein complex
Molecular function (GO): dynein intermediate chain binding; minus-end-directed microtubule motor activity; dynein light intermediate chain binding
Source: RefSeq, a predicted model, not a curated record